UAAUUUGUACAUAAUAUAAUAUAUUAAAUAAGCGUCAAAAAUAAUGAAAACCAAUUUAUAUAUAAUCACUUUAUAUAAAUCAGAAUAAGGCCUAAACAAGUAUACUUUUGAAAUUAUUUAAUUUUACUCUUAUCAAAUACGUUUCUUUUACAAAAUUCCAGAUCAAUUUCUUAUACAAAAUAUAGUAUUCAGAGUCCAUAAUUUAUUUUAGCUUAAGAUUUUAUUAAAUGUUAAUAACUUUAAUUUUCACUGAAAUAUAUCAAUACCUGUUAUAGUAUUUAACCAAAAGAAAGAAUGUGAAAAAAUGUAUUUUGUUGGUAUUUAUUUUUCAAGUUAUGAAUUUUAUUUUUUAUUUUACACUUUGGUAAGAAACGAAGAAAUAUUACUUCUCGUUGAAUGUAUUUUUAACUCGGGUUUAAAAAAUCGCAAAUAUUGAUUUAAUAAUUGAUAGUUAUAAGCAAAAUACACUAAUAAAACAUGAAAAAGUAUUAAAAAUUUUCUGAAUGCCUUAUUCUCUCUUUGAACAUUAUGGUCUUAAACACCGUAGAAUAUUAUGAAUUAUUUAAAAUUCACAAAAUUUUGGGGAAAUUUAUAUCAGCAGUUGUUGAGAGAUAUCACGCCCUAACUUUUGCUCUCGCACGGUAACUUGUACUGUCGUCUGCUCGGAAAUAAAAAACAACAACGACGUCCAUCGGACCAACUGUCAAAACGCGCGCCGGACAGUCAGUGUGUCUUGACUCUUGGCUCGAAUAAGUCACACAUAAAUCGUAAUUGUCGUUCAAAAUGGAAUACGGUUUUUGUGAUUUAUGUAUUAACGAAACAGAAAAUUUAGAAAAUCUUAGAAGGAUUUUAAGAAAGCUCUAUCAGAGUGGUUACAAGACAAUUGCUCUGAAUCAAAACUUUGAUGAGAACUUGCUCAACACUGUUGACAAAAAAAGGAAGAGCAAUGGAUUACCGGCUAUACCUGAGCUUGAACCCAUUGAUAUAACAGAAAUAAAAGAAGAAUUUAGUGGAAAAUUAAAUAUCUUACACAGGCUGACAUUUUAUUUUUCAGAUGCAAUGAGAAUGCACACAUUGAAUCAGCUGUCAGUCCUGAACAAAUAUGAUUUAUAUGCUAUUGUUCCAAAAACGCAAGCAGCUCUGCAAAUGACAAUAUCACAGGUCAAUGCUGAUAUAAUUUUAAUAAACAAUGACUGCUCAGGAAUAAAAUUGAACAGGAGUUUGUACAAUCAAGCAAUACAACGGAAUAUGUUCUUUGAAAUACAGUAUUUAGAUGUAAUUAGAACAAAUACUCGAAAAGAUACAAUGUCUCAAUCACACCAAUUUCAUGCUUAUGGAUUGAGUAAAAAUAUUUUCAUUUCAAGUGGGGCAAGUAACGUGUUACAUACAAGAAGUACAUAUGAUGUAGUAAAUUUAGCUAGAGUAUUAGGAAUGGAUGAAUAUAAAGCCAAACUUUCAAUACUUCAUCAAAGUCACAAUGUUAUUUUAAAAGGAGAGCAACGCAAACGUUCCAUGGCACCAUUUAUGAUUGAAUUUGUAAAUAUGGAGGAGGAAAAUGUUGAUAAC
Molecule: messenger RNA, 1566 nt
Organism: Trichogramma pretiosum
Lineage: Eukaryota; Metazoa; Arthropoda; Insecta; Hymenoptera; Trichogrammatidae
Gene: Rpp30
Exons: 8
Biological process (GO): tRNA processing
Cellular component (GO): nucleolar ribonuclease P complex
Molecular function (GO): RNA binding
Source: RefSeq, a predicted model, not a curated record